AUGUCGGAGCAGAAGCCCUUGCGCGUUGCCAUCAUAGGCGCCGGCCCGGGCGGCUUGGUUCUUGCCCAGAUACUUCACAAAGACCCUCGAUUUAGUGUGACUGUCUAUGAGAGUGGCACACGAGGAGGCAGUGAUACCAGCACAUUGGUUGGUUACCGCAUCCUUGUCCCACCCUCCGUUCUCGAUAGCCUACGCGACCAACUUCCUGCGGCUUGUGUAGCUCUCAUCGAUGGCGCCGUUGGUGUCCCGCAGAGUCAGGGGAACCGCGUGGGGCUCAUGGAUGAGAAGUGCGGGCUCAUCUGUCGGAUGGAUGUGCAGCAGUCGAGAGAUAUGUGCUCCAUUUCAAGGUGGAGAUUGCGGGAGGCUCUGUUGCACGGCGCGGAGGAGUUUGUCAAGUUUGGCAAACAGUUUUCUUCUUACGAGGAGGUAAAGGGGGAGGAAGGCGGUGUUAGAGUGCGGUUUGGCGACGGUGAUGAGAUUGGGUGUGAUGUCCUGGUAGGAGCUGAUGGAGCUGGUUCGAAAGUCCGCAAGCAGUUGUUGCCGAGUAGCAGCAGGACUGCCAGCGGCCUCACGGUUAUUUACUUCAAAGCACCUUUUACGCCAGAAACUGAGGCUAUGAUACCUUGGAAGUCCGGAUGCGUGGCAAUGACGCCCCGACGCUCAAUGGUGGUGGCGUACUACAAAGAUCGCCAGAAACCCUACGGACCCUACGACCUGCAGAACAUCGACCCUGCGGACUCAUUCCUCAUGUUCGGAAUGGGCUGCUAUACCGAUGAAUUCGUCAACCAGAACAAACACCCGGACGAAAUGACGCCUGAGGAAUUGAAAGACGAAUGUCUCGCCAGAGCCAAAGAUUGGAACCCACUUCUACGCGCAUUGCUUGCCCUCAGUGUGCCGAACUCGGUAUUUGUUUCGCAUGUGAAGACACAGGACCCGAUUGAUCCGUGGGAGACGGGAAGGGUGACUCUUCUUGGAGAUGCUGCUCACAGCAUGACUCCCUAUCUGGGGAAAGGUGCCAGCAGCGCCAUUAUCGACGCCAUGUCUCUCGCUGAUGCUCUGAAAUCCCAAUCGAAGCAAGGACAGGAGAUCUCUCUCACAGCCCGAAUAUCAGCCUACGAAAAAGACAUGCUCAAGCAUGGCUUCCAAGCCGCCAGGCAGAGCAUGAUGGCGCAAAAGUUCUCGUUCAACGCAGGAGACACUCCCUGGAAGUCGUGGUGGCGCAAUUUGGCCCUCAAGGCGUUGGACUGGUGGAUCGUGCACCCCCCCAAGAUAACAGAGGAGUUCCCGGUUAUCAUUAUGUUCAAAAGCUUACUUAUUAACGCGUUAUUCUUGAAUGUGUAA
Molecule: messenger RNA, 1341 nt
Organism: Ilyonectria robusta
Lineage: Eukaryota; Fungi; Ascomycota; Sordariomycetes; Hypocreales; Nectriaceae
Exons: 5
Coding region: 1-1341 (446 amino acids)
Molecular function (GO): FAD binding
Source: RefSeq, a predicted model, not a curated record